AUGGGUGGUUUAGCAUUGCACGACACAGGUGGCAUCUUUGGUGUGUUUUCAUUCCUUGGCCUAUGUUUCACCAUUAUAUUGGGGGUUAAUCUAAUGAGCAUUGUCUUUUGUCUCAUUGAAAUACCAAGUUCAUAUGCAAGGAAGUGCUUGUACAGUUUUCAGUUUUACAUUCUGAGAUCUUGUGAUGUUGCUGCCCAGUCUAUUUCCAAGUUCCAUCACAGCCCUCAUGCACUGAGGCACACCCUAUGGAACAAAGUAGCAAUGGCUUCCUGUUAUUUCAAUCCUAUACCUACUAGCCCUCAUCUUGUUUCGGCAAACUUAUCUAGAAAGUUCAAGAUUCCAAAGCUUCUUCACAGGAAAAAGAGGUUUGAUGGCUCACCUAGAUCCUCAAAUAUCACUGCGUUUUAUGGCUUGAAGUCCCCUCCUUAUGAACUUGUAAGUGAUUCACCGAGUUGUCUGAAUCCAUGUCUUAGUUUGGAGAUAAUUGGACUGUUUUGUCCUACAGGCUUGGAUUAUGGCUAUGCAAGAUUGCACCAUAGAAGGAUCGGUAGGAUCGAUGAAGAAGAUCGUAAAAUUGUUGAAUCGACAAGUGAAUUGGGUGCUCGAGGACCUGGGGGGCCUGGACGACGGUCAUGGAGAAAUCAUCAAGGCUUAACCUUUUGGUGUCGUGAAACCAGAGGAGUUUUCUCUUCUAGCACUAGCAUCUUCAUCGUUCCUGAACAACUUCCAACAAUGUGUGUGAUAAGACUCAUAAAAAAGCCCUACCCAACACUCGAGCCUUUCCCACCGGGGGUGAAUGCUCAAAAUCUAAAGAAGAGAGGAAAAAAGAAGAGUGAGCCUUUCCCACUAGGGACACAUUCUUAG
Molecule: messenger RNA, 864 nt
Organism: Sphenostylis stenocarpa
Lineage: Eukaryota; Viridiplantae; Streptophyta; Magnoliopsida; Fabales; Fabaceae
Source: the annotation of a GenBank genome assembly